Molecule: messenger RNA, 367 nt
Organism: Vanessa atalanta (red admiral)
Lineage: Eukaryota; Metazoa; Arthropoda; Insecta; Lepidoptera; Nymphalidae
Gene: VAPp
Product: A-kinase anchor protein 14
Exons: 2
Coding region: 55-345 (96 amino acids)
Source: RefSeq, a predicted model, not a curated record
UACACACAGUCGACUCACUUCGGCGGCACAGUUGCUUUUGAUAAACAAUACAAAAUGCUUAAACUGACAGUCUUCCUCGCAACCAUUGCGGUCGCAUACGCAGGCGUGAUCGCGCCAAUUGUGCCGAUCGCUCAUCCGGUUGUCGCUCAUCCCGUGGCCGCGGUAUCCCACUCCGCGGUUGUGCACCAUGCGCCAAUCGUACACCACGCGCCCAUCGUACACCACGCACCAAUCGUGCACGCUGCGCCCAUCGUGCACGCCGCACCCAUUGUACCCGUCAUAAAACACGCACCAAUAGUGCCCAUCGUGAAACACGCGCCCUUGAUCGCUGUCCAUCAUCAUUAAAUUAUAUCUGAAAUGUGUGCAU